Messenger RNA from Bombus pascuorum, 6501 nucleotides. RefSeq lists its product as uncharacterized. Bases 164 to 1882 code for a protein of 572 amino acids. Gene Ontology annotation, biological process: signal transduction. The record is from RefSeq and is a predicted model, not a curated record. Lineage: Eukaryota; Metazoa; Arthropoda; Insecta; Hymenoptera; Apidae. The transcript has 10 exons.
AGGAACUAUUCAUUAUCCAGCGAAGGUUGCCUUACUAGUAACAUCUUUAAUUAACCCGCAUGUCAUUUUCAAUGGGCCUAUUCAUAUAGUAUAAACAAAAUGGAUUAGAAUCUCAUAAGAGUUAAUUUCUAUUAUUUUAUGGAUAUUACAAGAGUCUGCCGUCAUGUGGAAGUGCCAUAAAUGUGGGAAACCAGUAUAUUUCGCUGAACGCAAGCAAUCAUUGGGAUAUGACUGGCAUCCAGAAUGUUUAAGAUGCGAAGAAUGUGGGAAACGCUUAAACCCAGGCCAGCAUGCAGAGCAUAAAGGUGUACCAUAUUGUCACGUACCAUGUUACGGAGCACUUUUUGGGCCACAAUUAUUUGGUCAUGGAACAAGAGUUGAAUCACAUACAAGUUUUGGGAAAAAAGAAGCACGGCCAUCAUUACCCAGAUCACACUUGGAAUCAAAGUUGAAGGUUUUCAACCAGUAUUAUGAAGGCAAAAGUGGUGGAAUAAGAAGCCGUGAGGUUAAUGGAAGAUUGAUACUGGAAGGUGCACUUCGUAUUUAUUGGGGUGUCAGAGGAGUGAUUCAUUUAAAAGAAGAUGAUGAUCAACGCACAGUAGUUACAGCUCGUAAUAGAAAUUCAUGUAGACGUAGUGUUUCUGAUAGUAUAGAAGAUGAAGAAAAAGAGGAAGAUUGUGUAAAAGAAACUUGUGAACAAGACGCAGAAACUGAAACAAAGUCUGUACCAACCUCACCUGAUCAUCUUAAGAGCCUCACUUUACCAAUGAAACUAGACGUUAAGAACAUGGAGUGGGAUGAAAUAGAUGAGCUUCUUCAGGUUGAACGUAAAAUCGAAGAUGGAAAGAAAUUAUACCAAACGAUGCCCGAAAAUCUACCUUCGAUUAGUUCGCAAACCACUUCCGACCCACUGCCUCUUUCUUCUCAAUCCAGUUUUGAUAGAUCUGAUUCUCGCGAAAAUUCUGAAGCUGAUAGUCCGAAUCAUCAAAGCAACCGUGGUAACGAUAGUAGUGUAACUAGUACACCAACGCACAGUAUAGGUAGUUCUUCUAGUACCGAUACCCCUAUUUACCAUGGCACACCAAAUCGAAAUGGAACGCUUCGAAGGGUAGAAUACUUCGAUAACUUGGAGAAAAAUAUGUCCGGUAAUAGAUCUAUUAGCACUGAUGACAGUUGGAUAGAAAAAGGCUUAAAUCGGUCGAUGUCCGGACCUGAUUGCCUCCAAAGACAUCGAACUGAUAGCGAUACAGAUUCUGUAAAUUCUCUACAAUUUAGAGAAGAUGAUAACAUGACAAUGUCGACCGACAGUGGACUAGAGCUGGAUGGCGUAGUUUUACGACGAAAACAAGGGUCCACCGCGAUUAGACGUCGCCCGGGUGGUCGACGACAAUCACGUAGUCGACUGCGGCGCCGUUGUUCAAUUAACGGACAUUUUUAUAAUCGUGAAACCAGUUUUUUUACACCUCCGCAUGGAUCUCAAAUGUCCGUUUGGAUUACAAGUUUAGUAAAUACUCAGGAAGUUAUCAACCUUAUGCUAGACAAAUAUAAAGUUGAUGCUAAACCAGAUAAUUUUGCGUUGUUCGUCGUCCGCGAUAAUGGCGAGCAAAGAAGAUUAAGAGACGACGAAUAUCCGCUGGAGGUUCGCGUAGUAUUAGGUCCGCACGAAAAUGUCGCGCGACUUUUUUUAGUAGACAAAUUGUCGACUCCGGAAAUUAGCUCCGACGUUGCGCAAUUUCUUAAUCUCUCUUUGGUAGAGUGUCACGGUAUAUUGCAGCGUUAUUAUUACGAAGAGGAGCGUCAGAUUCUUCUUUUAAAAGAAAAAUAUAAGGAGAUGCGACGAAGAAUACGGCAAAGAAUGGAAGAGCUAAAGGUUCGACUAUAGUUAGUACGUAUUCAUAAUAAACAUUUAAAUAUCCAUAUUAUUUUUCUAUUAAUUUUCACUCGAAGAUACAUAUACAUAUAUAUAAUUCCUUCUUUUUUUUAUGUAAAUUAUUUGUCGUAAAAUGUGUUAUCGUAAUUGUCCUCAAACAUUCAAACGUAUUAGAACCACUUACUGUCGUCAUUUCUUUUAGCUCUCUAUAUUUAUUUAUAAUUUCAAAAAAUUACUUCUGGGAAAGUUUCGAUUUUCUGCUUUGAACAUUUUUAAGCGCGAGAAAGAGUAAAAGUUUCGGAGAAGGAAGUAGAGAUGGAUCGAUCAAAGUAUUUUGUUGAAAUAUACAAUAAAAAUUAACUUAUAUAAUGAUAAAGAAGUUAAGCUUUUAAUCCUUGAUUUAAUAUUAUAUUUGUUUUUUAAUUAAUUAAAGAAGUAAUUUAUAGAAGAUCAAACUUUUAUAUGAAUUUGUUUUUUGAAACUGUUGUCAAUAAAUAUCGUGAGUUAUAAAAUAGCACCACGACCAUAGAAGCAAAUCUUGCACAAUUUAUUGCGGAAUGACUCACUAUCGGAAAAGUGAUUUACAUUUGAAUGUGUCGAGCGAUAACGUACUAACAUUUUCUAGAUUAACGUCUUAUGGUUACAUUAUUCAAUUGUACUCAUUACUUCUGCAUAUUUGUUGCAUUUAUCUGUAGUCAUUAAUGCGCAGCUACUAUUGAGACAUUCAGUGCAAUUUAACUAGAAAUUCAUGUAUCAAAUUAAGUGAUAUAUACAUGUAUUGUUUAAGUCUCGACUGUGCAUCAAACGAUAAUUACACAGUCACGCGAACCAUUCUUUAACACGAUAUCUUUUAAAUUGUUCGCUAUAAGCUAAUUGUUGUAUGUAUAGCGUUUCAUUUGAUUUUUUAACAUUAAAAAUGAACACUGUCAUAAUUUAUUAAGGGAGAUCAAGUAUUGUAUCUGUGUAAUAGAUAGACACCGAUGUCAUGUCAAUGAUUGAUACAAGAGAUGAACAUUUUAUGAAAGAAAAAGAGAAAAGAUAUUGUUCGCAGUUUAGAUUGUACGAUUGUUAGAAUCUCAUGCAAGGCUGUCCAACUUCUUACCUCGUGAAGUUUUUCUAAAUUUUCUGUUCACGUAGGUGCCAAAAGAAAAACAGAAAUAACGAAGAUAAAAAGAAAGAGGAAAAUGAAAGAAAUUAUUAUAUAUUAAACAAUAAAUGGAAAUAGAAUUUUAACGAAGGAAUUGUUGAAUGUAAAAUGGAAAUGUUAGAGAAAGCAGAAUGUUUUAAAAGCUAUAUGUAGAUGUAUAUAUCGUCUAGAUGAAAAUUACUAUAAACGAUUGUACCUUGAACUGCAGUUUUAGUUGGACAGCUCCGAAAGCCAUAGAUAAUUGUUAUUAACCAAUAGCAAUUUUCGACACGUAUCACUGCCGUAAUUGCUAGAUCAUGAAUAAAUAUUUUAUCUGUAGAAUAUAGUAUGAAAUAUCGAAGAAAGGAUUGCAUUGAAGGUAACUUGGCUUUUAGAAUUUGUUCAAGACGUAUUUGAAUCGAUACAAUCAAAUUAUGAAUGGCUUCAUUUGAAUGGUAUUUCAGGGAACCAAGUUCUUAUGGUUAGUAAUUUCGUAACAUUAUCGUCGAUGAUGACUAUAGUUGAAAUUUAAGAAUUUUAAUUCGACAGAUUUUGAAAAAUCCUUUCUGCAUAGUAGAAAAAAAUCGUAGUGUGAUUACAUUUUAGAUUUAAAUUAAAUCGAUAGUUACAUUUACUUUCGCGAGAUCGUUAGUUUUAGCUUUGAGGAAUAAUUAGAUUUCCUAGUUUGUUAAAGCAUUUUCGAUAUAACAGUGUAAUAUGUGAAAUGUGCUUUAGUCGAAAUAAAAGAAAAAAACUGUUUGUUUUUAUAAUAUAAAAAUUAUGAUAUCUUUAUCAUGGAUCUUUUUUACAUUAAAAAAUAUUUCGUCAAGAUAGAGGGAACUUCAAAUUCUAUUGUGAUGGGUAUCAUGAGGUUCCAAAUUUUAUUAUACAGUUCAAAAAGUUUCGAAACAAAUAUUUUACAUGUCUCUUAUCCACAUUGAAAAUCCCAAUUUAGGUGCAAAAAUCGUUUCUUAGAAUUGAUUACUAAUUCGAUUGCCUUUAUAUUGGGAAAAGAUAAAAAAUAGACUUUGAUCUACGUAUUAGGAAGGUAGAUAUUAGAAAUGCAUAUCACAUACUACACCUACUGACGUUAGGAUUUUAUAUUAAAUUUUAAAUUUACAUAAAUUGAUUGAAUGGAUCCAUAUUUAAAUAAUUCUUCUCAUUGAAAGCAUCAAGUAAAACACUUUACAAGAGAUAACACUUAAAAUAGUUUAACUUUGUUAAAUAAUUUUGGUGCGGAAGGAUCUUCCAAAAUUUUUGUUAUAUAAAAAUUUCCGCGAAUUUCUAAAAAUCGUGCACAUUGCAGUAAAACCAUGACAUUUAGUUAGCAUUUUUCAGCAUUCCGAUUUCUACGCAAGAAAAUAUCAUACUGACCGUAUUUUUUGAAGAAUUUUUAGAGAUCCCUUUCCAACGGAUGCUUCGAAACGGGUGAAAUAUAUAGUUGCUAAAUGAAAAUAAAAAAAGUUAUUAGUUCCUAACAAUAGAAGAAAUUCUCAUAGAAAUUAUACGUUAUUAACAAUUUUAACGAAACAUUGAAUUAAACAAAGAGCACGUACGAAGUAACUUUUAAAUAAAUUAAAAGAUAACGACAACAGAAUGCCCUUUGUAACAGAGAGAAAUAACGAAAAAGUUUCAUUUAGCAAUUAUUUUGUGUGACGUUUACUUUGAAGCAUUCUGUAUAUCUAUGUAUUUCUAGCAGUUGUUAUGUAUUUGAAAGAUUUCUAACUUCUGUGUGUAGACGCGGUCCAGAGAACUGGAGGUACUUGCGCACAGUUACGAUUGUACAAUCACAUGCUUAAUAUUGCACAGUAUAACUGGUUUCCAGUGAAAAAGAAGUGUACAGCGAAGAAUAUACAUACAAUGGUAUAAAUAAAUGUUCGCCGUUGUUUAUGACAAUAGCUAUCGAUCAUAUAAUCAUAAUUUUAAGCUAGUCACAUUUCAUAAAUAGUCAUACAUAUUAUACAUAAUGUAUGUUACGAAUGCGUUCGCGAUUCGAGUGUUUGACAGAUAAAUAUCACUAUCGUGAACGAGAAUUCUUGAAAUUAUCCAAUUUGUUAACGAUGUCUGUUUCAUUAUAGGAAAAAAAAAAGAAAGGAUAAAAUAUUGGGUGAACUGUAUUAAUUUGUCAGUUAAUUAAAGAAAAUUUAAUUAUUUCUAUAAACUGAAGUGUAAUUUAUAUUUAUAGUUUUAUCGUCGUAGUUAAUUUUUUGAUAUAAUAUUUAGGUGGAAAUAUUUGUUUAUGCAAGUUUUAAUAUUUUAAACGAUGAUUAAAAAUAUCAUCAUUUUCGUGUUUUAUAGAAAAUCGAUUCUUUCCUUCUAAUGGAGAAUUACUCGCAUAAAUAUUACUUUAAUUACUUCAUAAGCUCUUCUUAUUCCAGUAGAUUAUCCAACGCAAACAAACUUUGGUUCGGUCCAAUAGCAGUGGAAACAAUCUAGCAUUAUCAAAUUAUGCAGUUUACCUUGUCUUUCAUUUCCGUCCAUUGGUUGUUUGCCGAUCAAACAUUGCACAGGGUGAUUCUACUGUAACUACUGUCACCUUGGUGUUUUUAAAACUAUGCAAGUCCAUGAAACGUUUGUUCAUUAAUACCAAAAAUGUCACUAUGUAGGAUAUUCACGACAAGGAGAAGAUGAAAAGUACAAGUAGAAAGAAAAAAAUUGAAACAUCAUCAACUUUUAUAUUUCAUUAAACAUCCGAUCUAUAUCUUGUUAAACAUUGAAUAUUAUCUUUUUUAAAAAUGAGACAAAGUUACGAUUCCUUUACCUGCUAUUUCUUUUCCCAAGGAAAGCAGAUAGGAACAGGUAAAGAAGCGAAUUCUCUGGUAGAAUACGUAGUGUCUGACCAUAAGAACGCUGAAACUACUUGCUCCGUGGCCAGACUAAUAUCUUAAGUGCUAGAUACAUACUUGUAUUCGUUUAGGAGGUGUUUCAAUAUUAUUUCAUGGAUAGAAACAUAUCAUCGCAUUAAAAAAGCAGAAUAAAAUGUAAAAAUACUGAUACUCGUAUCGUGAUAAUAGUUUUAUCCAUAGGAAAAUAGUGCAAUUCUUACUAAUCCUCUACAAAUCCUCUUAUGUGUGGAAGUUACGUAAAAUUCUAGUUACAGUGAGUUAACUAAGCUUUCCUUUAUCUUGCAUAGUUUCAGAAACAUUAAAAAUUGGUAAUUUGAAGAUAAUAGUAAUUAACGAUUAACUGUAUAUAGAACAAACAAAAACAUAGCCAUUUGCGUAAAACAAAAUGCUUUUACAUUAAUAAUCUCCUAACGUUGAAAAUUAAUGUAAAUGGAUUUUUUACAUGACCAAACAUGAUUCGUACAGUUUCCGAAUUCAUCUCUCUAUAACCUCUCUGUCUAAAACACGUUGUUCCGUGAACAUUUGACAUGACACUCGAAUUGCAUCGCGGUAUCGGUUUUUGUCAAAUCUUCAAAUAGAUUUUAGCCAGAAUAAAGAGAAAGUAAGCAAAAAAAUACAAAAUAUAAAAAAAAGGCGUGAAAAAAAAAAGAAAACGAAAA